UAUCAGCUGCAACAAGGCUGUAUAAAAAUUCCCUUCAAUUUGAAAUUUAAACUCAUAUGGGCAAACUAUUAAAUUGAUUUGUCGUCUUAUAUUAAUUACGGAUGUAAUUUUAAGAAAGUCAGAAAUCUGGAUUAAAUUAAAAUAGUUUUAGUCUAUAAUAUGAAUCUUAAAGUUCUAAAUAAAAUUACAUUUAAUUGCUAAAAUUGUAAAUGUCAGUGAUUGCAUAACAUGCCAGGUGAAAUAUUGUUUUAAAUAUGAAUUACUCGAGUGUAAAUUUAUUAAUUAAUACAAGUCUCAAAGUCGAUCGAAGCUUGACGCAAAAACUGUCUAACAUAUGGCAUAAGGGUUAUGUUUUGAGUAACCGUUAUCAAAUAAGAUGUAUUCCUUUAAAGUCGUGUUUACACAUUUCUCAUGCAACUAGUCAAUCACACAAAGAGGACGUCCUUUUGUCACCGCAAGAGGUUUCAGUUAUUCUUCGUAAGAAUGAAUUCACAAAAGACUUCAGUUACGGCUCUGUUAAAUCUUAUGACUCAAAUCAAUUGCCAUCUAAUAAUCCCAUCGAAGACACAAGAAAUGAGGGUUACUCUAAAAUGGUACCAGGUCUACUAGUUGGUGUUUUCGAUGGACACGGAGGGCCUGCAUGUGCACAAGUUUUAUCUAAACGUCUCUUUAAGUAUCUGGUUGCCGCUCUUAUGCCUAUUGAGACACUAAAAAAUUAUAUAAAGCAGGAACCACGUGCACUCAUUGUGGAAACAUUUAAUGACCGAGCUGAAAUUGUACAAGAUCUGAAGGAAAUAUAUGACAAGAGCUUCAAUGGUUUUCUACAGAAACUUAUUGACAGCAAUAGGAGAGAAGUUGAUGUGUCAGCUUCAUUAGAAAAAGGUAUUUUACAAUUGGACGAGGAUUUGUCAAUGGAAGUGUUGGAGCCGUUUAAAGAAAACGGUACAAUAAAUAAUAAGACAUUAUCUGUGGCUUUGUCUGGUGCUGUGGUUUGUGUGUCAUAUAUAAACGGACCUCACCUCUAUGUAGCAAAUGUUGGUGAUUGCAAUGCGGUUAUUGGAACAAUCAAUGAAGAUAAUGAAUGGUCAGCAAAGAAAAUUACAAAGGAGCACAAUGCAGAAAAUCAUGAUGAGCUCAAGAGAAUAUGGAGUGAACAUCCGGAGGAGGAACGCAGAACUGUUAUCAGGAGGGAUCGCCUGCUAGGUGAACUGGCACCAUUAAGGAGUAUGGGUGACUAUAGAUAUAAAUGGAAAAGUGAAAUAUUAACUGACAUAGUGGUGCCAUUAAUUGGUCAGAAGGGUGUUCCAGCCAAUUAUAAUACACCGCCAUACUUGACAGCCAAACCAGAUGUGUUUUACCAUAGAUUGACAUCCAAGGACAAAUUUAUGGUGAUAGCCUCUGAUGGUCUAUGGGAUAUGUUGACUCCGUUGCAAGCUGUCAAGUUGGUUGGUGAGCACAUGAAGGGAAAAGUGUUCUUCAAUCCACUUAAAUUGCCAAAGAAUAAUAUACAAUUAGGUGACAUCAAUGAACUACUGCUGCAUAGGAAGGAAAGUUUGAAAAGUAAACCAAAAGAUAGGAAUGCAGCCACUCAUCUCAUAAGGCAUGCUAUCGGUGGUACCGAAUAUGGUGUCGAUCAUUCAAGAUUGGCUCAUUUACUGGGUUUAUCACCAGAUGUGAGUCGUAUGUUCAGAGAUGACAUCACAGUCACCGUAGUAUAUUUUGACUCUGAAUAUCUCAGACAAUGUCCAGCAUAAUCUUAUAAUGUAUAAAUGUAGUUCCUUAAAAUCACAAUUCAUGCUCCAUAAUGGUUAUUAAAAAAUAUGUUGCUAUUACGUUCCUAAAGAUAUUGAGUCAUAUUUUAACAUUUUUUAACAGAUCAUUUAGUUAGUUUGUUACAUGCCAUUUGUAAAUUAUAAAUGUCCGUGUCCAUAUUUAUUAUUUUAGUUUUUUUUUUAAUAUUAGAUUUUUCAUGUGUGCUAUUUAGUAUAUCUUAUAUUGCGAGUGAUAAUUAUUUAUUUUUCAAUUGUUUUAUAUAUUUUCAUAUUAUCCAAUUGACAAAUAUAACAUGAUGCCCAUUAAUUGAUUGUGAAAGAAUACUUAAUAUAGUGUGAACAUUUAUUUAUAUGUGUAUUACAUUAAAUUACUUAAUAUUUGAAAUUAUUCCAUUAUUAAAUUGAGAUUAAUAAUAAUUAAAUAAUGUUAUUAUCGAAUCAAUUUCAUAUUAUUAAUUCUUUAGAAAUUUUCUCAACUGUAUGAGGUGCUAAACUUUACUCUUAAAUUAAUGUGUAGUAUAACCUGUCGUCUUAUUCUGAAAUAUAUGAAAUCUCUUAACUAUUAUCCAAUUAUAGAAUUCUUUUUUUAAAUAGAAUUGAGAUAUUUUUUUUAUUUUGUAAUAUGUGUUCAACCAUUCAGCCAAUUUGUGUAUAUUCGAAUUAAACUGUCUACUAUUAAUAGAAUUUCUCUUCAACUAACAUUUAAAGUUGAAAAUCAAUUUUUUAACAUCAACAUUUAUGUAUAAAUUCUUUAACUUCUUACAAAAUGUAAUAAAAAAAUGUCCUUUAUAUUUAUUGGUUUAGGUAUAUUUUAUAUAUUGGAACAGUAUAAUAGAAUUAUUAGUAAAUUAAAUCUGUAGUUAUUAAUGUUUUCAUGUAUGUAAUAUGUUCAUAUCAAAACUCCAAAGACAAUUUUUAUUCUAGUUUUGAAGACUCAGAUCCGAAGUUAUUCAGCCAAUUUUGAGAUAUCGUUUCUAUUAUUGGAAUUUUUCUGAAUCAUACAAACAAAUAUGAGGGUGUUAAAAUAAUUGUAAAUUUUUUAACUAGGUACCCAAAAAUAAACCAGUUAUAUGUCUUUAUAUGCUCAAUCCGUUACACUCUUUGAAUUAUUACAAUUGACUGUACCUGUUGUGAAAUGAAAAUACGUACUUAAUUAUUUGUUGAUUUGUUAACAGACUCAUGAUUAGGAUACAAGUAGUUUAGAAUUAAAAUUUUUUGUCACUUAUAAUAUUGCACAUGUAUGAUGUUUAUCUUUUGUGAACUCGGUCGACGAAUAAAAUGUUUAGAAAUUUGAAUGGUUGUAGUUAGUUUAUUAAUUUAUUAGUAAUAUUAUUUUUUUUCCUUUAAACCCUUUAACAGCGUUUUAUAUGUCUCAAUCAAGUUUGUCACGAAGUUCAAUAUAAUUCAAUAGCAUCAAUGCAACAAUUUCAAGCAAUGAAAAUGAAAAUCGUUACUCCUGGGGCCCUACUUAUUUAGUAUUAAAUAAACAAACAAGCGUGCAUUAUAUACACUUUCUUACCUUACUUCUUUCUGAACUCUGGUCUGCUUCAACUUUAUUAAUAGUUAAAAUAAAUUAAUUAAAUUACUCAUACUGUCUCUUUCAGACGAUGCUAACUUUAUAGUGUAGUGUACAUUCUCGAACGGGUUCUCAAGUUACAUACCUCAUUUCUUUCUUACAUUUUCUUAUAGCUAUUGAAAUCUCACAUUUUCGUACUGUCAACUGUUUUCACACAAUUUGUUUUUAUAAUUUGUGUACGUAAAUUGUAUUUAAAUGUUUUUGUAAUGUCUAAAAUUAUUAUCAUGAAAAUUUGUCGCAUAAAUAAUAAAAACGAGAUACUCUUCAG
Molecule: messenger RNA, 3616 nt
Organism: Danaus plexippus (monarch butterfly)
Lineage: Eukaryota; Metazoa; Arthropoda; Insecta; Lepidoptera; Nymphalidae
Gene: Pdp
Product: pyruvate dehydrogenase [acetyl-transferring]-phosphatase 1, mitochondrial
Exons: 4
Coding region: 255-1754 (499 amino acids)
Biological process (GO): protein dephosphorylation
Molecular function (GO): protein serine/threonine phosphatase activity; cation binding
Source: RefSeq, a predicted model, not a curated record